Messenger RNA from Danio aesculapii, 2906 nucleotides. RefSeq names its product neuropeptide Y receptor Y2, like (gene npy2rl). The transcript has 5 exons. The coding region runs from base 280 to 1401 and encodes 373 amino acids. Lineage: Eukaryota; Metazoa; Chordata; Actinopteri; Cypriniformes; Danionidae. Gene Ontology annotation, biological process: G protein-coupled receptor signaling pathway. Gene Ontology annotation, cellular component: membrane. The record is from RefSeq and is a predicted model, not a curated record. Gene Ontology annotation, molecular function: neuropeptide Y receptor activity.
CUUCAGACUCAGAGACGGCUGAGCACCACAGCACAACUCACUUGGACCUCACUCUUCCCUCAAGGAAACAUAUCGAUUGAAAAAAAUCUAAAGAGCAUGUACGUGUUAAUGUUAAGUCAACAUAAAAUUUCUAAAGACUUGUAUUUAACUGAUGGCGAUGUUUCCUGAGGCGCACGACGUAUUAUUGGAGACGGAGAGGUGAAUGCGCUGUCUGAGCAUCGGUUGUCAAAUCUAAGGACAGCCUGGUAUUUCUCCAAACUCUAGCAUGCCAUGUGAUAAAUGGAUUCGCUCAGCUUAAUCAAUGGCUCCUCUGGGAGCAAAGACUUGUCCAUCGGGGAAGAUUCAUCUGACUUGAUCCUGAACCACCCUCUGCUGGAGCUGGGGGACAGCACUAAGCUGCUGGGCGUCCAGGUGGUUCUGAUCUUGGCGUACUCCACCAUCAUCCUCCUGGGCGUUGUGGGUAACUCUCUGGUGAUUUAUGUGGUUUACAAAUUUAAGACACUCCGUACCGUCACCAACUUCUUCAUUGCGAACCUAGCCGUGGCCGAUCUGCUGGUCAACACGUUAUGUCUCCCGUUCACGCUGGCUUACACUCUCCUCAGGGAAUGGAAGUUUGGACAAGUGCUUUGUUUCACUCUGCCGUACGCUCAAGGUCUGGCCGUUCACGUCUCUACAAUUACACUCAAUGUGAUUGCGCUGGAUCGGCACAGGUGCAUCGUUUACCACCUAGACACGCGAAUGUCAAAGGACACCUGCUUUCUGGUUAUUGCCAUCACCUGGGUGGUAAGCGCCGUCCUGGCGAGCCCCUUGGCCAUAUUCAGGGAGUAUGGGAUUGUAGAUCUUUCUCCAGAUAACUCCAUCGAGGUCUGUGGAGAGAAAUGGCCUGACAGUAGUACAGACAGCACUCUAUACUCAAUCUCCACGCUGUUGCUGCAAUAUGUGUUGCCUCUGGCAAUCAUCUCUUUUGCCUACAUCCGUAUCUGGAGUAAACUCCGCAAUCAUGUCAGCCCGGUUGGUCGCAAUGACAGGCACCAUCGUCGCCGCAAGACCACCAAGAUGCUGGUAACCAUGGUUGUUGUGUUUGCUGUCAGCUGGUUGCCUUUCCAUGCCUUCCAGCUCGCCAUUGACAUUGACCACAGUGUGCUAGACAUGAAGGACUUCAGGCUUCUUUACACUGUUUUCCACAUAGUGGCGAUGUGCUCGACGUUUGCCAACCCAUUGCUGUAUGGUUGGAUGAACCGAAACUACCGCAGUGCUUUUGUUGCAGUCUUCCGCUGCAAGGAACGGCUUGAUUCAUUGCACACCGAGGGCCAGCCUCCCGCCGCUGUUCGCAGCAAACCCAAAAAGGCUCUGGAAGCACAAGAUAUGGUGACAACACAUCUGAAUGCAACAGAUGUCUGAGGUCAAUAUGAGCUCAGAGGUGUGGAGGAUUCAGUGGGGAACUCGAUUAUGAUUUAUGUGGUCUCCAAAAUGAAGACGCUUCGUACCGUCACCAAUUUCUUCAUGGCUCACCUCGCCAUGCUCAAUCUGCUUGUCAUCUCGGUGUGACUACCAUCUGUGCUGGCUUACGCUCAACUGUGAGAAUGGAGUUUGGAUACGCUGAAAUGCUUCGUUCUGCUGUACGCUCAUGGUCUCCAGGUCCAUCCAUUUUGUUGAAUUAAAUUUCAACUUCACGACAAUUUGACUUGUCUAUAUUCUGCGUGUUUGAAGGAUCUUCUCAUCAUCUUCAUUAUUGCGUCUUUAUAAUGUAUGGUGUGAUUAAAUGGGAAAUAUAUAUAAUCUUUGUGCAAGAACAUUUGAACAUAUUUCUGGAUGUAAAGAUGCCUGUACAUAGUUUUAUUCAUCGCGGAAGAAGCUUUCGGUGUUAUUGUGCAGCAAAUUCAUGCACCUUAGAUCUUCAGCCUUACAUCGGCUCUGUAAUUCUGAAGCAGCCAUCAUCUCGCGUGGACGUACACUCCAGGCCGUGCACUCAAAUGGCUCUGGAAGGUGUUAACAGCAAAUUGCCUCUCCUUUCAUCCGAAAGUAAUUUGCACAGAGGAAUAGUGUGACGGCACUCCACCAGACUAACAAAGACGAAGAUGUUUCAACCCCUACGGUAUGAAUGUUUCCACACAAAGAUCUGUAUUAUUUUCUUCAUUAAACCUUAAGGGAUGUUCUGUCAGUUGGAUGCUUAAAAUAUACGAAUGUGUUUCACCUAGAGUAUACAUCACAAGGAAUUUGACUCUACUCGAUGGAUUGUUCACUUUUUGAAAACAUAACCAUAGUGGUGGAUUGGCUUGAGCAGAUAUGAUAACGUAAAUGUGAACAACAUAGAAGUGGGGGAAAAAAUACAUUGUACUUGUAAUGCAAAUGUGCUUUCUACUGUAUGUUGUUUACUUCUGUAAAGCUGUCACCUUUGUAAUCACCACUAUACCAGUUGAAUGUAAUUACAUUGCAAAUCAAUAUUCUCCUGUGUAAAAGAACCAUCCAAUGCACACAGUAUAAAUAGAUAUAGAGUAAUUAAUCUGCAGAAUUACUGCUAGCACAUUAGGGUGUAUGAUGUCACAUCCUCCACGUGAAAAAAAAACGUCCUAUGUUCUCCAGUUCCCUGAAAGAAAAUCGAAACACAAAGCUGCUUUUAAAAAAAGAAGAAGAAGAUGACUCAUACAAUUUAUGGGAUUACUUGCCCAUUUCUAUUGACAUGGAAGGUAUAUGCUUGUUCAGCCUGCAACUAAAUGACUUCGUUUAACCGACAUUGAUGGCAGGAAAUGAGAAUGCCAGGUUUAAUUAGUACUGUGGGUUUCUGUGGGGAUCCCACUUCAAUUUGGGAUGCGGAUUGAGGAUUAUUCAUAAGAAAUUGCAGUGUUGAACUGCGAUGGUUUCAUUUAUUUAUUUUUUGUUAAAGGAAUUUUCUCAACUUAUUAAAA